UCUCUCUCUCUCUCUCUCUCUCUCUCACACACACUGUUUAGUCACACACACGCACACAACGGGACAAUCGAGAAGACGGAGGUCCGCUACAGCUAACCGUUAACUCCACAUUUUACACCAAGAAAAGCGUAACCAUGGGGAAGGGAUGCAUCACAGCAACCAAGUACUUCCUGUUCCUGUUCAACCUCAUCUUCUUUAUCUGUGGAGUGUUGAUCAUGAGCUUUGGACUGUGGGUCCUUCUGGAUAACCAGAGCUUUAUCACUGUUCUGCAGGAGUCCUCCACCACUCUGAAAGUGGCGUCCUAUAUUCUGAUCACUGUGGGUUCUCUCUCCAUGGUUAUGGGUUUCCUGGGCUGUAUAGGAGCCAUCUACGAGAUACGCUGCCUGCUGGGCCUAUACUUCACCUGCCUCCUGCUCAUCCUCAUCGCCCAAGUUACAGCUGGCGUGCUCAUCUACUUCCAGAGAGACAGACUGCAACAGGAGAUGUCCACCAUCGUCAAGGGGAUGCUGGUCAACUACACUGGUCAGAACAGGACCACAGAACAUUCCUGGGACUAUGUACAGAGGACGAUGAAGUGUUGUGGCUGGGUGUCUCCAGGUAACUGGUUGGAGAACGUGUGGAUCAAGAACAGUUCUGUCUCGUUGUACCCCUGCUCCUGUCGGAAUGAAACCCUGCCUGGGACAGACAUGAAUGAGACUGGGCUAUGUGAACACUUGUCUGCUGACCGGCCAGUAUACCAAACGGGCUGCAUGCAUAGUGUGGAGGCCUGGCUGUUGGAGAACUGUGGAGUUAUUCUUGGAAUCUGUGUCGGGGUGGCAGUCCUAGAGCUCCUCGGUAUGAUUCUGUCCAUGUGUCUCUGUAAGAGUGUUGUCCAGGAGGAUUACACCAAAGUUCCCAAGUACUGACUAUGAAGACCAGCAAAAGUCAUGCACGCCUACACACACACACACACACAGACACACACACACAGACACACAUGCAUAGCAUAGACACACUCUCACAGUGAAACACAGAAACAAACAACUGUCUGGUACCAUUCACCCUCUCCUAGCCUGGUAACUGACCCAGUCUGUCACUCCUGUCUGAAACCAGUCAUCCUCUCCUAGCCUGGUAACUGACCCAGUCUGUCACUCCUGUCUGAAACCAGUCAUCCUCUCCUAGCCUGGUAACUGACCCAGUCUGUCACUCCUGUCUGAAACCAGUCAUCCUCUCCUAGCCUGGUAACUGACCCAGUCUGUCACUCCUGUCUGAAACCAGUCAUCCUCUCCUAGCCUGGUAACUGACCCAGUCUGUCACUCCUGUCUGAAACCAGUCAUCCUCUCCUAGCCUGGUAACUGACCCAGUCUGAUACCAUUCACCCUCUCCUAGCCUGGUAACUGACCCAGUCUGAUACCAUUCACCCUCUCCUAGCCUGGUAACUGACCCAGUCUGUCACUCCUGUCUGAAACCAGUCAUCCUCUCCUAGCCUGGUAACUGACCCAGUCUGUCACUCCUGUCUGAAACCAGUCAUCCUCUCCUAGCCUGGUAACUGACCCAGUCUGAUACCAUUCACCCUCUCCUAGCCUGGUAACUGACCCAGUCUGAUACCAUUCACCCUCUCCUAGCCUGGUAACUGACCCAGUCUGUCACUCCUGUCUGAAACCAGUCAUCCUCUCCUAGCCUGGUAACUGACCCAGUCUGUCACUCCUGUCUGAAACCAGUCAUCCUCUCCUAGCCUGGUAACUGACCCAGUCUGUCACUCCUGUCUGAAACCAGUCAUCCUCUCCUAGCCUGGUAACUGACCCAGUCUGUCACUCCUGUCUGAAACCAUUCAAGCACAACAGCCUGAAUAGCAGUCUGUUUGGACUAUCAGGCCAACGCCUUGUCACUCAUCGUCAGGCCAAACACAACUGGCCACUGACAGCAGUGGAGUUGGCCAGGACACAAGCAGAUCUGGGAGCAGUUCUCACACAUGGCCGUGGG
Molecule: messenger RNA, 1962 nt
Organism: Oncorhynchus gorbuscha (pink salmon)
Lineage: Eukaryota; Metazoa; Chordata; Actinopteri; Salmoniformes; Salmonidae
Product: CD82 antigen-like
Exons: 9
Coding region: 135-905 (256 amino acids)
Cellular component (GO): membrane
Source: RefSeq, a predicted model, not a curated record